CUCUUUGUUUUCUGCAUCUUCAUUCACAUUCAUCCAUCGAAUAAUUGAAACCAAAAGCAUAUAUACAAAGAAAAACACAAUGAAGAAGCUCUUGUGUGUUAUUCUAUCCCUCGCUUUAGUCCUAGGAUUCUCCGAGAGCUUCGAGUUCCACGAGAGAGAACUCGAAUCGGAGGAAUCCCUAUGGGACUUGUACGAGAGGUGGCGGAGCCACCACACGGUUUCUAGAAGCCUCGACGAUAAGAAGAAACGUUUCGAGGUGUUCAAGGCGAACGUGAUGCAUGUCCAUGAAACAAACAAGUUGGACAAGCCUUACAAGUUGAAGCUGAACAAAUUUGCUGACUUGACCAACCAUGAGUUCAGGACCAUCUAUGCUGCCUCCAAGGUGGGACAUCAUAGAAUGUUCCGCGGCAUGCCACGUGGCAAUGGGACCUUCAUGUAUGAGAAUGUUGAGAGGGUUCCUGCUUCUGUGGAUUGGAGGAAGAAAGGUGCUGUCACUCCUGUAAAAGAUCAAGGCCAAUGCGGUAGCUGCUGGGCAUUUUCAACAGUGGUAGCAGUUGAAGGCAUCAACCAAAUAAAGACACGUAACCUAGUAUCCUUAUCUGAGCAAGAACUCAUAGAUUGUGACACAAACCAAAAUCAAGGAUGCAAUGGUGGCCUUAUGGAUUAUGCCUUCGAGUUCAUCAAACAAAAGGGUGGCAUUACAACCGAAACUGAUUACCCUUACACUGCACAAGAUGGCACCUGCGAUGCAUCCAAGGCGAAGAAGGAUGUAGUGUCAAUUGAUGGACAUGAGGAUGUUCCAACGAACAAUGAGGCGGCAUUGCUGAAGGCUGUUGCCAACCAACCUGUGUCUGUUGCCAUUGAAGCCUCGGGAUCCGACUUUCAAUUUUACUCUGAGGCAAUAUUUAAUGGGGCAUGUGGUACUAACCUAGACCAUGGGGUUGCAAUUGUUGGGUAUGGAACAACAAAAGACGGAUACAAAUAUUGGAUAGUGAAAAAUUCAUGGGGACCAGACUGGGGAGAACAUGGAUACAUUAGGAUGCAAAGGGGCAUAUCCCACAAGCAUGGUCAAUGUGGCAUUGCAAUAGAGGCUUCCUACCCUAUCAAAACCUCAUCUACUAACCCUUUACCAUCGUCUCUUAACGACGAGCUUUAAAUUAAAUUAAAUUAAAUGCGUCCCAUAAUUAAGAUUGUUAUUAUUCAUUGUGGUUUAGUUGAUGUAUGUGUUGUAAAAGGAUUGCUUAGUAGAUAUAGAUAGGAACAAAAAUAUUUAUCUCCAUCAUUGCUAUUGUUGUUAGGUGUGUCAUACAGAAAUAAAUAUUUCAAUUUGAUUGCUCCUUGCAUAAUUCGUGCUACCAAUGUAAUGUAUUAUUGAUUUGUACUAAAGCCUAGACAAC
Arachis stenosperma is the source of this 1397-nucleotide messenger RNA. Its product is annotated as vignain. The transcript has 4 exons. NCBI's taxonomy places the organism in Eukaryota, Viridiplantae, Streptophyta, Magnoliopsida, Fabales, Fabaceae. The coding region runs from base 80 to 1156 and encodes 358 amino acids. Gene Ontology annotation, cellular component: lysosome. The record is from RefSeq and is a predicted model, not a curated record. Gene Ontology annotation, molecular function: cysteine-type endopeptidase activity.